CGACCAGCCUGCCAUCCCGGGAGUCCGCCUACCCCCGCCGAGGACGAGGAGGGCGGGUCACAGGCAGCAGGCCACCCGGCUCGGGUGUAGGGCGGGUCACAGGCCGCGGGUAUGUCGGACUAUGAGAUCUCCGUGCAGGCUCUCAAUGAGCUCCUGGCCAACGAUGGCGGUUUCUACAGCCUCCCCUCCCAGCAUUUCAACGAGGUCUUCCCCCGGAUCUACGUGGGCAACGCCUUCAUCGCACAGAACAUCAUGAGACUGCAGCGCCUUGGGAUAACUCACAUACUCAAUGCUGCCGAGGGGAAUUCCUUUAUGCACGUGAACACUAAUGCAGCCUUCUACAACGGCACAGGAAUUACCUACCACGGUAUUAAAGCCAACGAUAGACCAAAUUUUGACCUGAGCUCUUACUUUGAGGAAGCCUCUGACUUUAUUGAUAAAGCAUUUUCACAAAAAGAUGGUCGCGUGUUUGUCCACUGCCGUGAGGGCUACAGCCGCUCGCCCACGUUGGUCAUAGCUUACCUGAUGCUACGUCACAAGAUGGAUGUAAAAACCGCGGUUGCAACGGUGCGGCACAAAAGGGAGAUUGGCCCCAAUGAUGGCUUCCUAAAGCAGCUAUGCCAGCUCAAUGAAAAAUUGGUGAAAGAGGGUAAAGUCAAGUGUUGAUUGUAGCUCAGAGCUACAGCAUUUAAACUACAAGUACAAUGUGUUCCCACAGCAGGGAUUUCAAAGUGAAACCGUCCUCUAAACAGCAUGUAGGCAGCCAUUUUUGUUGCUAUCAGUUAUAGUUCCGGAGCCAUUGUGAGGCAUGAGGCUCGUUGUAUGCCUCAUGGCUCGCUGGUGUGAUUAGUUUCUAGUUCAUUAGAAAAUGGAUGCCUUCACUGUUUUUAGGAGGUGAGUUCCGUUCAAAAAGCAACAAACAUAAGCAGGAAGGGAUCUCCCGGUGGUUCGGUGUUGUCCUGACGUAGUUCAGCUGCCAAAUAUUUUUGGCUUUACUUUUUUUAGAGUUUAAAUGAACCAUUUUAUUUUGGUUUAUUUUUUAAAUUGUGAUACUUGCUAGAACUGAAAAUCUACAAACAACCCCUAUGCCUGAGGGGUGACCCUUCUUCAGUCUGUUUCAUUGUGAUCAGCAUGACCAUUGCCUUUCAAGACUGAUUCUUCUCACUGUCAUUAACUAUCAACAUAUGCCUUUUUUGUUUGCUAUGAUUUUUUGGGGGUCUAUGUAUCAAAACAGGAAAACAAAUCUUUUGUCUAAGGGAGUACAUGCACUGCUUGUGUUUGAAAGGGUUGUCCCACCAUAGCAACCUAUCUGAUAUGCGAGGAUCUGACCACUGGGACCUCAAGUGAUCACAAGAAUAGGGGUUCUGUGUCCCCAAAUAUGAAUGGAGUGAUAGUGAUUCAUGCACACUCCAACUCCAUUCAUGUCCGUGGAAGUGCCAUGUCAACCAACUGCUGUACUUGGGUAUCUCCAGUACUCGCGUCGAGAAGAAUGGCGAGGUGGCGCACAAGUCUGACGCUCCAUUCACACAGGGAACUCCCUGUUCUUGUGAUCGAUCAGGAUCAGAGUGGUCGGAUCCCACCGAUUGUAUAGGUAUCACCUGUCCUAUACAUAGAUGGUAAUUUGUUAUGGUGCAACAACCUCUUUAAACCCCUUUUAAUGGGUUUUAAAAAGCUGUGAUUGUGGUUAGAGGC
Molecule: messenger RNA, 1692 nt
Organism: Bufo bufo (common toad)
Lineage: Eukaryota; Metazoa; Chordata; Amphibia; Anura; Bufonidae
Gene: DUSP3
Product: dual specificity phosphatase 3
Exons: 3
Coding region: 112-666 (184 amino acids)
Biological process (GO): negative regulation of MAPK cascade; protein dephosphorylation
Cellular component (GO): cytoplasm
Molecular function (GO): protein tyrosine/serine/threonine phosphatase activity; MAP kinase phosphatase activity
Source: RefSeq, a predicted model, not a curated record